GGCGCGCGGAGGGCGGUCCACGUGUCUCGCUAGAGGCGGCCCUGAGAUCCUCCAGCUCCUUUUGCUUUUGCGAUCCUGGGCGCCCCCUUGGCCUCCUUGUGCGCCCAUUCUCGGCCAGUGUGAGCAGGGCCCCGCACAGUUCUCCGCGCUCAGUGGGCCAACUUGGAGGAGCAACUUUGUCCAGGGAACUGCGCCAGGGACACGGGGCACUGCGCAUGCGGAGCUCCAAAUUCAAACAGCUGUUCCCAGAGGCUGGAGGGCGGGUAGACCGGGAGCCGCUGGGGCUAGGGAACGCUUUCUCCAGGAGGCGGCCUCUCGGGAGCCAUGGUAGACCGGGGUCCUCUGCUCACCUCGGCCAUCAUCUUCUACCUGGCCAUCGGGGCGGCGAUCUUCGAGGUGCUGGAGGAGCCGCACUGGAAGGAGGCUAAGAAAAACUACUAUACACAGAAACUGCAUCUGCUCAAGGAGUUCCCGUGCCUGAGCCAGGAGGGCCUGGACAAGAUCCUGGAGGUGGUAUCCGAUGCUGCAGGACAGGGCGUGGCCAUCACAGGGAACCAGACCUUCAACAACUGGAACUGGCCCAACGCAAUGAUUUUUGCAGCCACGGUCAUCACUACCAUCGGCUAUGGCAACGUGGCCCCCAAGACCCCUGCUGGGCGCCUCUUCUGUGUCUUUUAUGGUCUCUUUGGGGUGCCACUCUGCCUGACGUGGAUCAGUGCCCUGGGCAAGUUCUUCGGGGGACGUGCUAAGAGGCUGGGCCAGUUCCUCACCAGGAGAGGCGUGAGCCUGCGGAAGGCACAAAUCACGUGCACAGCCAUCUUCAUUGUGUGGGGCGUGCUGGUCCACCUGGUGAUCCCGCCCUUCGUGUUCAUGGUGACCGAGGAGUGGGACUACAUAGAAGGCCUCUACUACUCCUUCAUUACCAUCUCCACCAUCGGCUUCGGCGAUUUCGUGGCCGGUGUGAACCCCAGCGCCAACUACCACGCCUUGUACCGCUACUUUGUGGAGCUCUGGAUCUACCUGGGGCUGGCCUGGCUCUCCCUCUUUGUCAACUGGAAGGUGAGCAUGUUUGUGGAGGUCCACAAGGCCAUUAAGAAGCGGCGGCGGCGGCGGAAGGAGUCCUUCGAGAGCUCCCCACACUCCAAAAAGGCCCUGCAGAUGGCGGGGCACACGGCAUCCAAGGAUGUCAACAUCUUCAGCUUUCUGUCCAAGAAGGAGGAGACCUACAAUGACCUCAUCAAGCAGAUUGGGAAGAAGGCAAUGAAGACGAGCGGGGGUGGGGAGAGGGUUCCAGGGCUGGGGCCGGGGCCGGGGCCGGGGCCGGGGUCGGGGUCGGUGCCUCAAGGGAAUGGGCUGCUAGCCGUCCCGGCCUCCCUGGCCCCCCUGGUGCUCUACUCCAAGAACCGGGUGCCCAGCUUGGAAGAGGUGUCUCAGACACUAAGGAGCAAAGGCCACGUGUCGCGGUCCGCCAGCGAGGAGGCUGGGACGGAGCCCCCCAAGGACGGCUCCUCGACCCCCGAGGUGUUCACUAACCAGCUGGACCGCAUCAGUGAGGAGGGUGAGCCGUGGGACGCGCAGGACUACCACCCGCUCCUUUUCCAGAACGCCAGCAUCACCUUUGUGAACGAGGAGACCAGCCUCUUGGAUGAGGACACGUCCAAGUCCUCGCUGGAGGACAACUUAGCCGGGGAGGAGAGGCCCCAGGAAGAGGCUGAGACUGAGGUGCCCAUGAACUUGGGCGAGCUCCCCUCGUCGGACGAGUCCACCUUCACCAGCACCGAGUCGGAGCUCUCUGUGCCUUACGAACAGCUUAUGAACGAGUACAACAAGGCAAACUGCCCCCAAGGCACGUGAGGCAGGGCCGGCUCCCCACUCCACCUUGAUGGCUUCCGUUCCCCUUAUCCUGAGGCGUCCUACAGUGGCUGGGACCCCCAGGAACUGGGAGUGGGGGGCCAGGGGCCUUCCUCACCUUCCAUCCCCUCCAGCUAGAUGCUACCUGUCAAGCAUGGCAUGUGCCCAGGACAGGGCCUCUGUUCUCCAGCUGAACGGGCACCCUGGCAGUGGGAGGCAUCUGUCCUGAGCACAGCUGGUGUAUUUGGUGGUUCGAAGACAUGUGUUGGCGGGCAGGACUGACUCUGAAGAGACCUGCGCUGUGUAGGUCUUCGCCUCAUCAUUCGGUUGAGAAUGUCACACGGUUCUCUUAGGCCAGGGCCUCGGCCAUUUGAACUUACUAGUAUUCAGGAGCCCAGCACUGAGCUACGCAUUUCAGAGGGAGAAGGGAGGGCAGUGACAGCUGGCCUGCAAAACUCCAUGGGGAAGAGGUCACCUCCGGGAAGGGAGCAAGGAGAUAAUGGGCGGGUGCGGUUAACACUCCUGGUACAGGGGACCGAGAGCAAGUCCCGAGCGUGCCCGGGGCCUAGUCCUUCUUGUUGAUUCACUGGGACCAAGCUAAGCCCAGAGACCAGUUCCCUGCCUCAGAUACCCUUUGGCAAGCGAUGGUAGAGGCAGGCUUUCUGCCUCCUGGGAAGUGGUAGAAGAAGGCCCUGGCCACUGAGGCCGGGGUUCCUGGAGCUGGUGGCCAGGGAGCUGCAGGAAGCAGCUCUGCUCUGGCUCAUCCUGCACCCCCCCCCAACCCCCCCUGUGCCUAGAACAAGGACCUCGCAUUUCCCCAGGUUGCUCUUGGCUCACAAAUGGGGAAUGGCCAAAUACGUGAACAAUCUCCUCCCUCCAGCCACUGCGCCUUACACAUGCGUGUAAGGAAAGGGUUUGGAUGGGGGGAGCAAAAGAUAAUGUGAAACUGUUUCUGGUGAGGGGCCGGCAGAGUUCUUGAGCUCUCUCUCCAUGACGCACACCCUAAGGCCAGCCCACUCUGCCCUGCAUGUUUUGUUGUGUUCUUUUUUUAAUGAACUGCUGUUUUUCUAUACCUGGCAUCUGUAGUUGCCUACAGAGCCGGAGGCGAGAGAAGGUGAAAGAGCAGGGGUCCCAAGGAUUGGGGUGUUUAGUGUUCACCCUUUUACCCCCCCCCCAGCUCAUCGGGGCCCUUCUUGGUGACCUCAGCCAAGGUCAUGAUGUCAAGAGUCCCUACACAGUAGGGGAGAGGGCACUGACCCACAAGUGAGCAAAGUUGUGAGGGGUACACAUCACAGGCAGUGGGUGCUGGGCAGGAGGUGAGUGAUCACCCUAGACCCAAACACCCUCUGUGCCCCCCAGACCCCUCCCCAGUACUGUGUGGCCAAAUGGGGCCAGAACCACACCCACCCCCAACAUGUGAAGACACUGAUGGCAUGUGUGCCCACACCCCACUCGUCCUGUAACCGAGGGAUAUGCUGCCCAGCAGCAGGUGAGAAGGAGCAGCCUUCUAUUUUUCUGUGAAAUGUUUUAAUGAGCUCAUCUUCGUUUCUUCACCCCGCCUUGCCUGGGUGUCACUGGCUGUCCUGGAAUCACACACACUGUAUGUACAUACUGGCGAUGAUGUCAAAUGUAAUUUAUUUUAACAUUUUUACAAUAAAACUUGAGAUGGACAGGC
Hipposideros armiger (great roundleaf bat) is the source of this 3526-nucleotide messenger RNA. It is a transcript of the gene KCNK5, whose product is annotated as potassium two pore domain channel subfamily K member 5. Lineage: Eukaryota; Metazoa; Chordata; Mammalia; Chiroptera; Hipposideridae. The coding region runs from base 325 to 1854 and encodes 509 amino acids. The record is from RefSeq and is a predicted model, not a curated record. The transcript has 5 exons. Gene Ontology annotation, molecular function: potassium ion leak channel activity; outward rectifier potassium channel activity. Gene Ontology annotation, cellular component: plasma membrane. Gene Ontology annotation, biological process: stabilization of membrane potential; potassium ion transmembrane transport.